CUGAUCUUCGCACGUCCAACACCGAGAAACCUCGCCCUCCGCGCUUCGCACGCUGGUCGCUCACUGCCGCAGUCGCGUCGCACGCGACGACGAUGCCACGGCGAUGCGCGCCCGCGGCGCCCGCCCGUCCACGACCGGCACGAUCGGCGUGACGGGCUUGGCGACGCCGCGGCUGCCGGAGCUGGCACCAUCCAAGUCGGGGGACCCGAAGUACCUGGAGCUUCAAGUGCCACAAGAGCCGUCAGAUGAUGCGAAGGCUGCGAGGGCAAAGGCCCUUCGGGAGCCGCUGCCUCGCCGGGUGAAGCUCCAACCCUUGGAGAACGCCGCCACCAGCGACGCGAAGCCCAGCGACGCCGCGCCCGGGGCAGCGCCCAACGCGGCCCCAGCGCCCAAGGCGAAGGGGGUGAACCGCAAAGCCUUCCAGGCCUGCCGGAAGGACGCGGACGUGCGGAGCGUCUACUCCUGGGAGCAGCGGAAGGUCCUGGGCAGCGGAUCCUUCGGAGAGGUCUUCGCCGUGAAGCACCGCUUCCACAGCAAGAAGCUGGUGGCCAUCAAGCAAGUCUCCAAGGAGAAAUGUGAACACUUGGAGCAACUUCGAAUGGAAAUUAGCGUCCUCAGUCGAUUGCAGCAUCCUCGGAUCUUGCAUUUCUUCGAAGCCUAUGAGGAUUUCAAGGACAUCUAUAUCGUCACCGAGCUUUGUAGUGGUGGAGAUUUGCAGCAAUGCAUGGCCGAGACGAAGGGGGAACUGGUCUUCGCACAUCACGCGGCCGAUCAAAUCCUAAGGGCUUUGAUCUACUGCCACUCCCGCGGCGUUUGCCACCGUGAUUUAAAGCCGGAGAAUGUGCUUCUGGUGCGGAAGCUCCAGCCCACGGACCGCACGCCGCCCAUGCGCUUGGCGGACUUCGGCCUGUCCGCCUCGGUGCAGGCAGCGCAGAGCAAUGUGUGUCAUCAGAUCAGUCACGUCAAGUCCCGCUUCUCCGAUGGCUCCAUGAACGAGAUCCCGCCCAUGGACUCCAUCGUCGGCACGGCUGAAUAUAUGGCUCCCGAAGUCAUGGCCGUCUUGGAUGCCCAGAUCAGGGCCGCCUCGCCGCGCGGCGUGGCACGGUGCAAGACGCGGCGCUGCUACGACUUCCGCUGCGACGUGUGGUCGUUGGGUGUCAUCAUUUUCAGCUUGCUCAAAGGUGAAGCACCUUACUCUUUGGAAGAGAUGGUGGCCUAUGUGGAAGACCAGACCUCGCUGCCGCGCCUCUCCAGCCGUGCAGAGACGUUGGAUCCGAUAGCCCUGCAGUUUGUGGAGCAAUGCUUGCGGGUGCCAUACAGAUCGAGGCUCAGCGCUCGACAAUUGGCAGCCGAAGCCUUCAUCAAAACACAGGAGCCACGCAGUGCCUUCGCCCGGAUCGACAAGGAUGGUUCUGGCACUGUAGAUAUGGAGGAGCUUCGACAGUAUUUGCUGGACCAUGGGCUGAGAGAAGAGCACUUGGAAAAACUCUUCGCUCGCUUAGAUCUCGACAAGGACGGGCAUAUCUCGCAAGCGGAGUUCCAGGAAGGUUUCCAGGCCUUCAUCGCUCUGAAGAGCAUGUCCGGCCAGGUCAUCUCCGAGAUCAUCCAGAACGUCGAGAAGUUCACCAAGUCCUCGCAACUCAAAAAGGCCGUGUUGACCUCGGCGGCCCGGCACCUCGGAGGCUAUGAGCUCCAACAGUUGCGGGAGAUCUUCGAAUCGGUGGAUGGCAAUGGAGAUGGUGCCAUCUCCAAACAGGAGUGGCAGAUCAGCUUCUCCUUGGUGGGCGAGCGCUUCGCGCGCUCCGCCGAUUGGAUGGAACAGGCCUUUGUGGCCAUGGACACCGACGGAUCCGGUGAGAUCGACUACAGCGAGUUCCUGGCGGCCAUCAUGGACUCGCAGCUCAUGGAACGUCGUGAUUUGCUUUGGGCUGCCUUCCAGGAUUUCGACCGGAGCAAUGUGGGGAGCAUCUCCCAGGAGAAUCUUCGGCUAGUUCUGGAGGGCGAAGCUUUGCAGGGACUCUUUCCGAAGAAGGACGAGGGCUUUGUGGACUCGGUCCUGGCGAACGUGGAGGAGAGCGGGGGCGAGCUCUCCUUCGAGGAGUUCGUCGAGUUGCUCCAACUGGACUGAUGAAGGAUGCUGUGAAGAGCGAAUGGCUUCGAAUUCGGAAUGGCUCCAACUCUGCCAAAGGCACGGAAUCCGGAGCGCCGUGGAGCCAGCGUGGCCUCAGCGCAAGUUCGCUGUUAAAGCUUGCCGUUGAGCGCCAGCGCCGGUGGCAAGUCCUUUCAACGGAGAAAUGAUGACGGGGAGACGGGAAGACCGAUGUGAU
Durusdinium trenchii is the source of this 2327-nucleotide messenger RNA. The record is from the annotation of a GenBank genome assembly. NCBI's taxonomy places the organism in Eukaryota, Dinophyceae, Suessiales, Symbiodiniaceae.